Molecule: messenger RNA, 1602 nt
Organism: Fulvia fulva
Lineage: Eukaryota; Fungi; Ascomycota; Dothideomycetes; Mycosphaerellales; Mycosphaerellaceae
Product: Pyrethroid hydrolase Ces2a
Exons: 2
Coding region: 1-1602 (533 amino acids)
Molecular function (GO): cholinesterase activity
Source: RefSeq, a predicted model, not a curated record
AUGCAGUCACUUCUCCUCACCACGGCAUGCCUGAUGCGUUUGUCAGGACUUGUCUCUGCCACGUCGCCUUCAGUGCAGAUUGGAGCAGGCACUUACGUGGGGACACUCACGUCUGUACGGGCAUCUGCUCCGACUGCAAACGCUUACCUUGGAAUCCCAUUCGCCAAACCGCCUGUUCGCUUCAUGCCUCCUGUUGAAGCGCUGCCCGUGGUCGGCGAAUUUCAAGCAACAUCAUGGCCGCCAGCAUGCAUACAGCAAUCUCUUGGCUUCGUGGAAUACAACAAUACCGAUGCUGCGAACUUGCUCACAUCCACAUACAACACUAAAGAAAGCGAAGACUGUCUAUACCUCAACAUCUUCACGCCCACAAAUGCCACCAAAAGCUCCAAGCUGCCGGUUAUGUUUGAGAUCUAUGGUGGCAAUCUUCAAGGGGGUGGAAGCAGUCUUCCCAUCUACAAUGGCGCUUCACUUGCUGCGGAGGAAGACGUUGUAGUCGUCACCAUCGGCUACCGGGUUGGUCCUUUCGGCUUCGUGCCCAGCGAAGAAGUGGACUCUACCUUGAGAAAUCCAGGGUUUUUGGACCAGCGUCUGGCUCUUGAAUGGGUCCAUCACAACGUCGAACACUUUGGCGGUGACUCGAGCAGAGUUACCAUCCUUGGCCAGUCUGCUGGCGGAUAUUCUGUCAAGCAGUUGUGGGCAAACCCACCCAACCCAUUGCGUUUCCACGCAGCCAUCAUGGAAAGCGAAGGACUCCUGUUGACCAGAAAUGACUGGCCAAAUCUGGUAGCGAACCUCAACUGUUCGGCCGCUCCCUCGCCUCUCGAAUGCGUCCGGGCUCUACCUGUAGGUGCGGUCAAGGACGCAUCGCUCAGGGAUGCUACUGGCGCCAUGGCUACGAAUGCAUUCUCGAUUCUAUCCUUCCCUCCUACAGUCGAUUACCUAACGAACACCAAUCGAUCUGAAGUAGCCGUUGCUACAGGCAAGGCCGCAAGGAUACCUAUCCUGAUUGGAUCAAAUGGCAAUGAGAGUGCCGCUCUCGCAAAUGGACUGAACGCGGCCACGGCCGCUGUGGCGAUUCCACUCCUUCUGAACUCGACUGCGGUUUCGACUCUCUUCCCGACCUGGUACAGCUCUGCCCUAGCACAAGGUGCUCAAAGCGAGGAACAAGCUGUCUCGAAGAUUGUCAACAACGUCGUCUUCAACUGCCCCAUCAGCAUCCUGUCUCAGACCGCUUCAGCUAGUGAUUACUCAGUCUGGCGCUAUCUGUACAAUGCGACAUUUGCAGAUCUUAACACCUAUCCCGAUCAGAUCAAAUAUGGUGCGUACCAUGGCGCCGAAGUUACAAGUGUGUUCGGCGUAUACCCUUCUGGGGAAGAUGAAGCGGCGCAGCAGGCAUUGGCGAGAUAUGUUCAGGGCAUUUGGGCUGGGUUUGCCAGAACUCUGGGAGGCAGCGUACCCUGGGCCAAGGUCGACACGGAGGUGGACAGUGUCUUCCGGAUCGGACAAGAUAACGUCGCGAAUGGGUCGACCAUCUACUCUGGCGUGGUGGAUGGCGAAUGUGGUUUGUACGAUGGAUAUGUGUUGUCGGCAGCCAGAGUGUAA